Ipomoea nil (Japanese morning glory) is the source of this 863-nucleotide messenger RNA. RefSeq lists its product as uncharacterized. The transcript is spliced from 2 exons. Lineage: Eukaryota; Viridiplantae; Streptophyta; Magnoliopsida; Solanales; Convolvulaceae. The record is from RefSeq and is a predicted model, not a curated record. Bases 171 to 818 code for a protein of 215 amino acids.
UUUUCAAGUUUAAUGAUGCGCAAUGGCGUAGUGUAGAAGAAAUGGGUUUUCAGCACAUACGUCAUCAACAAAUUUCAAGGUUCCUUGCCAAACUGGGAUAGUGGCUGCUAAAAAAAUUUGACCCACGAAGCUGUUGUUUACAUGUGAGGGAUUGGAAGGAGCUUCACAUUAUGGAGAAUGACGUAGCAAUAACACUGGGUUUUCCUCAGGGAGGCACCAAAAUUGACAGAAGAACUAAAGGAGCUGAAGAUACUACAUUACUUGAGGAUUGGAAGGCAGGGUUGAAAAUGGAUGAUCUGAAUAUAACACCGAUGCAAUUGUGUAAGGCAAUGCUAGCAUACAAGGAAGGCUGGGAAUGGUUCAAGCGGCAUCUUGCACUACUUAUAACAACCAUGUUUCUUGAGAGCACUGCAACUGGAUAUGUUAACACAUAUAUGAUCAAUAACUUUGCUGAUGUGACCAAGAUUGCAGAUCUUAACUGGUGUGAGUAUGUACUCAGAUCACUAGUCGACAGCAAAGUUGCAUGGGCGAAGAAGACAUCCCAAAAGUUCACUGGACCUAUAGUAUUCUUGACAGUUUUUUAUGUUGAUAGAUUAGUGGUUUAUCGCAGAUCGGUACCUAGGACAUUCCUAGCCUUCAAGGGAUGGGACACACAUCUGCUCAACAAACGGGAAAAAGCUGAGAUAAGUUCAGGUGGCUUUGGAUAUGGAUACAUUGAUGACCCACAGGAACUGCCAUACCUGAAUGAAGAAAAGAAAUCAGAUGAAUGUGAAGAGGAACUACAGGUAACAAGUACUAAUACUAUGUCCUGUAACUAGAUUAAGUUAUAUGUACUUGAAGUUAUAUGUAUUACUGCACAUAGA